UGAAUUGUUGCAUUGUUGUCCCCCCUCCAGAGUCCAAAUGCUGGAGCGAGAGUACCGCAUCCUCGUUCCCAUGACGGUCGACGAGUACCGGAUUGGACAGAUCUACAUGACUGUGCGGCACACCGAGAAGGAGACGCAGGCCGGCACCGAGGUCGAGGUUGUGGUGAACGAGGCGCGCGAGCAUCCCGAGCUCGGUCCCGGUCACUACACGGAGAAGCGGUACUACCUCGCGAGCAAGUUCCCAGGGUGGCUCGCAGCAAUAGUACCGAGCAACAUGUAUCUCUGCGAGAAGAGCUGGAAUUGCUAUCCCAAGACAUUGACAGAAACAACGGCGUCGUUUUGCUCGAGCUUUUACUUGCGAAUAGAAACGCUGUACACGUCGCCAACGCCAACAGAAGAAGCUCACCAGCCAUCGCCGCUGCCCAUCGACGUGGUCGACAUUGUUCGCGACGACUAUCCCAAGUCCCAUUACCUAGAGGCCGAAGAUCCGCACUAUUUCACGUCGAUCAAGACGGGUCGCGGUCCGUUGCGGGAAGGCUGGUGCUCGGAUCCAGUCAUCCCCAAAAUGCUCGCCAUCAAACGGGUCUCUGCCAGCUUUGCUUUCUGGGGCUUGCAAACCAAGGUCGAGUCCUUCACACACCAGUGCUUGAGAGAAAUCUUCCUGGUUGGACACCGACAGGCAUUCGCGUGGAUUGACGAAUGGAUUGAGCUGUCUGAGGCAGACGUGCGCGAGUACGAGGAGCAAGUGCUUGCAUGCGCGACCCGUUCUCAUCAGAGUACUGCCGAGACGCAUCAGCAUCAUCACACAGCUCCUGAUUCACUGCAACGAUAAAAGAUAGGCCAUCGGCCAACGAAACGGACGACGGCAAGCCGUCACUUGUACAUGUAUCACCUCAUUAGCUCCUUUGUUAUUGCUUGAAUUGAUUUCAACAAAACUGUGUUAAUACAAAAAAAAAAAAAACAGCAACAAA
Capsaspora owczarzaki ATCC 30864 is the source of this 971-nucleotide messenger RNA. Its product is annotated as phosphatidylinositol transfer protein. Bases 38 to 832 code for a protein of 264 amino acids. Gene Ontology annotation, cellular component: cytoplasm. The transcript is spliced from 6 exons. Gene Ontology annotation, biological process: phospholipid transport. The record is from RefSeq and is a predicted model, not a curated record. NCBI's taxonomy places the organism in Eukaryota, Filasterea, Ministeriida, Capsasporidae. Gene Ontology annotation, molecular function: phosphatidylinositol transfer activity; phosphatidylinositol binding.